Messenger RNA from Lytechinus pictus (painted urchin), 3842 nucleotides. Its product is annotated as uronyl 2-sulfotransferase-like. Gene Ontology annotation, molecular function: sulfotransferase activity. Bases 182 to 1663 code for a protein of 493 amino acids. Lineage: Eukaryota; Metazoa; Echinodermata; Echinoidea; Temnopleuroida; Toxopneustidae. Gene Ontology annotation, cellular component: membrane. The transcript is spliced from 8 exons. The record is from RefSeq and is a predicted model, not a curated record.
AUGAUGUUGCGCACGAUAUACCCGCUUAUUUGAGAUAUGCUGAUAGGUACACAAUUAAUCUUUGGGAUAAAAAAUUGAGAAACUUCUCCACCGGCCUACAAGGAAAAUGUUACCCCUAAAACAGGGUGCACUACUCUUUUAACUCUCUGGAGGGUUGUAGUGAUAAGUAAGAGCUCUCGAAAUGAGUUUUGGAAUGUUUCCCAGACGACCGUCCCUGUGUUCUCUAUUCCUCAUCUUACUUGUCCUCGCAGUUCUAUUGGUCACGCUGUACAAUGAUGGAGCCGUACACAAUCGUCACGGUUCGGCAAGUGAUAAUGGGCUCAAUAGCAGGGUCUUGAAUAUUCAACAGAAAGUUUUAUCAAAGUUUGAACAGGGAACAUACAAAGGGAGGAAGCAGAGCAAUGACAAACCAAGCAGAACAAUGGUCAAGAGCAAUAGCAGCGAGGACUCCUACCUUCCGUCAUCGAGCGAUUUCUCGGACGCAGAGGUCAAAGAGCGACCCAGCGACCUCACGGGAGACAACGCCAGAGAGGUCAGGGUGUCCUCGGAUGACAAUCCUCGGGAAUCUGAAGGUCACCGGGAUCGUGUCCAGGAGGAUGGCCCUGCUAAUGUCCAGGAGGAGAGCCAGUCGGGUGCCAAGAUAGAUGCGCAGAAGGGUUCGUCGGAAGUAGCCAACAACCAUGCCCGAGUCCUCAAGUCACACACCAAGAUGCAAAAGCUUGAAGAGCUGGAGCCGAAGCAGGAGAUAAAUAAGUCAGCAAGACCAAUGGAUUAUGGGAAGAAAAGAACUUUCUUGCACGAAUGGAAUGAAUUUGAUGACUCGGCAUGGAAGACAUUGCCAUUGGUUGCCAGUCAAAAUGAUAUAGAGACGCAAAAGGGAGUUGCAGUUAUAUAUAACCGAGUUGGUAAAUGCGGGAGCAGAUCAGUUCUAGGGGUCUUGAGGUCGCUAGCACUGAAGAACCAUUGGCAUUUAGUGUCUUCCCAAGUUUUUAAUAGGACUAGAAUAAGUUCUACAUAUGAGGCAAAACUAGUAUCCACCUUAAAUCGAGUACAAAGGCCGUACCUGUACCAAAGGCAUCUUUACUUUGUGGAUUUCCGUAGAUACGGAGCAGCGCAACCAAAGUACAUUAACAUCAUACGCGAUCCCCUGUCACGGAUGGUGUCUCAGUAUUAUUUUCAGCGUUUCGGAGAUGGGAAGAGCGAAGACCGGAAUUACCAGGGAGAUGCUAUGCAUCAGACGUUUGACGAAUGUGUAUUGCAGAACAAAGUUGAAUGCUACGGACCCAGAACCUUUUACAUCGUGCCAUACUUCUGUGGGCAGGAUUCUAGAUGCAGAGAGAAAACAAUGUGGGCCGUGGAAGAAGCGAUACGCAACGUCAAGGACAACUACGUGGCAGUGGGACUUCUGGAAGAACUUGAAGAUACUUUGAAGGUCUUUGAGAAGUUAGUCCCUGAAUUCUUUGAUGGUGUAUUAGAUAUCUACAAGACUUCAGUGUUAGGGGAAGCACGGUACAACAUUACAGCAAUGACAACAAAACACAAGGUUCCGCCAUCUCCACAGGUCGUCAAGAAAAUGAAAAGCGUCUUGAAGUUGGAAUACAUCUUUUACGACUUUAUCAAGACGAGAUUUCACAUGCAGAAGAGGGAACUCGGGAUUUCGUAGUACAGCUUGAAGCACACAGCGGUGGGUUGUCACAUAGUUAUUCGUAAUUGGUUGGGAACCAUGAUCAACUGCCAUGGCCUCGUUUCAUAGAGCGCUGCAACAGGGCUGAGCAGCCAAUCACAAUCCAGGUUUCCAUGGAACUUACAAUCAUUGUAAGUCUCUAGGAAGUGAGCCCCUGGGGAACUUCUCAAUACAUUCUUAAGUCGGGUUUAAUUUAAACUCUGGUUUAAAGUUGUGGUUUUAACUAUGGAAAGCCGACUGUGACAUAAAUAUCUGACAAUAGAAGUUCAAUGAAUCAGCUAAUUCGACUCUCAAAUCAUUCUAAACUCUCUGGAAAAUAUUAAAAACAUAAUUGUCUUCAUCAUGAAAGAAUUAGGGAAGACCACAGUAGACAUGAGAAACAUGCAAUAUAAACAGAAUUUUUACAUUUUUGGCUUCCCAUAAUUGUAGCACAGAGUAAGACCAUGGUAAACCCGAUUUCAGAAUACGGGCUUAUGUAUUUGUUUCCAAAAGUUGAAAGAUUAAAAUUAUUUUUUAUAAGAAUCAAUCACUCUACAAUUUAAAACAAGAAUGAAUAUGCAGGUCGUAAGUAUUCUUAACUUUCCAAAGAACUUGAUGAGUGCCAAAAAAGAUGAACAUGCAUUGCAGAGCAUUUUAUUUUGUUAAAUAAAAAACAAAAAACAGGAGUGUUUAUACAUGUACCCUUUUUACUGGAGGUUAAUUGUCCAUUGCUUGUAAACUGACUGAUCAGUACUUGAGACUGCAUUUUUUAAUUAGUAAAAAUAAAUCAUAAUACUGACUAUACUGAUGUUCUACUUAUAAUUCUCUACUUUAAAACUUUACAAUAGGCACCUUUAUAUUGGGAAAGAUGAAAAGCAAUCAAGCUCAGUGCUGUAAUUGCAACAAAAUCGGAUGUAUAAUAAAGGAAAGUUAUCACAUUUAUAUUUUUUGCUUAAUUUCACAAAGCAGUUAUAUGCACAUCCUGAUUUGUUUGUAAAUGACAGAACCAAUGUCAUGUUGGCAAAACUUGAAAUAUAGUUAUUUAAACAUUGACAUACAAAAGAGACCGUGAGUGACAUCAAAUCUCUCAUCAGCAUAACACUUUUCUGUGCAUAUGAUUCUCACUGAAAAAUCAGCGAAACUUCAAACUGUCAUAACUUUCUUAUUACAUGUAUUUCAAAUCCAAUUUUGUUUAAAUUUAAAUGUGUUUUUUCUCUUUUUCUUCAAAUCAACUUUUUGUUAGGAUGGACUGGCCCUUAUAGCGCAGUCACAUUUCGCCAACGAUGACCGUAUGGCGAGUUGAAACACAGCCUUUUUUUAUAAUUUUUGUACCAGCUUUCUGUUUGUGGUUCAUAUAGAGAUCCGCACAACGGCUGUUUUCAACUCACCAUGCGGACACUGUACGGGCAAUGUGACUGUUGCAUUAGCAAAUAGGGGAUAUAGAACUGGAGUGAUAGAGAGAGCUGGGGAGUAUUUCGGGAAACAAAUAGUAAUUUUCACCUGUUGUAAGCUACUGAAAUUCUUGCACCUCAUUGGCUCAGAAUAGUCAGGUGACAAUCGCAGAUUAUUGGCUUCAUGAAACGCCCCCAGAAUCUCCACUCUAAGAUAUGGUGCAGACUUUAAAGAUAAAUUCCAGUUGUGGGGACGAUCUCAAAAUGACUUUUUACAGAAUUUAAUAUAAUGAUCACCAAAGUGUCUGUUUGUAUGGAUAAAAAAUAUAUAAAGGAUUCUGGAAGAAAUCGUGUAAUUGCUGAGAAAUAAGCAAAAUAAGCGCGGAUUCUGUCACUUCCGUCGGGUCUUUAUUCCAGCAAUAAUAAUACACUGUCCCACGUGUGCCUAUCUGUGUUGGCGAUCUUCAGUGUGAUCGUUUUUAGCUUAGAUAUUAUGAUUUCACAAAGUUCAGUUUAUGUAACUGUACCAGAUCUAGAUCCACGAUGAUAUAGUAAUACUUAACCUUGGUUUUACAGACUUUUCUCACGAAAUCAGUAUUUUACUGCAACUACUGUCAUUUAGCUUUAAGGGUGCCUCAUUCAUACUGUGUACUUAAUUUUCCUAUACAUUUAAUUAUAUAUUUUUUAUAUUGUAUAUAUAUUCUCAUACCCCCUAUACUUAAUCUUACAUGCUCAGUGGUACAUAUAAUUGGUAUCUACUUUAAAAAUGCGCAAGAAAAUGAUGAUGC